Oryzias melastigma (Indian medaka) is the source of this 889-nucleotide messenger RNA. Its product is annotated as zinc transporter ZIP4. NCBI's taxonomy places the organism in Eukaryota, Metazoa, Chordata, Actinopteri, Beloniformes, Adrianichthyidae. The record is from RefSeq and is a predicted model, not a curated record. Gene Ontology annotation, biological process: intracellular zinc ion homeostasis; zinc ion import across plasma membrane. Gene Ontology annotation, cellular component: membrane. Gene Ontology annotation, molecular function: zinc ion transmembrane transporter activity.
GACCGGCCUGUCCGGUCCGCCCUCCGUUACCGACAUGUUCUCCUUCACGCUGCUCGUCACGGUUCUGUGUUCUGGCCCGGUUCUGCUCGGUUCCGUCCCCGCGGUGGAGGACCCGUACGAGGCCGCGGUCCGCGCGCUCUCCCCGGAGCGCUCCGUCCGCGCGCUCUUUAAGGCGCUGCAGGCGCGUGUGCAGUGCGGCGGAGUGCCGUGUGGAAAGUGUGAUCUGGCCGGCGCCGUCCACCAGCUCAUCGGCGAUGGCUCCGCCCCGGCGCUCCAGGAAGAUGGGAGGAGCUUCACGGUCAGCAGGUCUCAGUUUCCCGCCCUCGCAGCCGGCGGCGUCCUCUUCCUGUCCUCUCCUGACCUGGUCUGCACCGCCGUGAAGGAAGGGAGGUGGGCGGAGGAGAGCGAGCGUUUCCUGCACCGGUACACGCAUCACGACCACGACACUGACCACGCCCACCAUGACAUCAGCAUCCACGCUCUGCAGGAUCUGCUGCAGGAGCUGCAGGGUCACUACGAACCUUCUGAGAAUCAGAACUGCGCGUCAGCCGCCAGCUUCAUGCCGGACGCCGCCGUAGCGCCGGAGCAGCAGCAGGAAGUGGGCGUGGUCCUGGGCCGCGUGCUGGUCCACGCUCUGCAGGGACGCUGCUUCAGCGCUCACUUUCUGCCGGAGGAGAGCUUCUUCCUGGACUCCAUCAUGGACCGGGUCGGCUCAGAGAAUCUGACUGUUGAAGGUUUGGAGGCUGUCAUGAUGAUGCUGAACAUCGGACCAGGAGAAGACCACGAGCAUGCAUUGAGGACUAACGAUCACCAUCAUCAUCAUGAGGAGCAGAGGGGGCGGAGCAAGAGGAGCACUGGACGGCAUGAAGAUAACAGCACCUGGGAGCAG